ACACGUUUCCACAAUCAUGGUAUCCUUUAGAACCCAUUUGAUCACUUACUUCCUUCUUCUCUGGAUCCCUUUUGCUGUCUCACUUACCUUCAAUUUGACAGCAAUUACUCCACAAAAUCGCGACAUAAUAAUAGAAGGUGUGGGCGCUAAUAUCACCCAAGGCGAAAUCCAGUUGACCCCGAAUGUGAGUAAACAAGCCGGACGCGCAACAUACUUCAGACCGCUUCAUCUUUGGAAUAGCACUUCUGGUGAGCUAGCAAGCUUCACUACCAAUUUCACAUUUGUGAUUGAUUCAAACGGGCGUGAAUAUUAUGGGGAUGGUUUCACAUUCUUUCUAGCUCAGAAUAAUUCUGAGAUACAUACCGGUGGAUCCAUGGGGCUGCCGGUUAAUGUAACAGUUAAAAGCCAGUUUGUUGCAGUGGAGUUUGAUACGUUUUGGAACCGUCUUUGGGAUCCAUUAACCCCUCAAAAUACUUCAAUGGGUGACCAUGUGGGUAUAACCAUAAGCUCUCUUAUUUCUGUUAGAGCUCAGAAAUGGUCCAGCAAUGUACCUGGUGGUGGGGUGUGUCAAGCUUGGAUCAAGUAUGAUUCAGAUUUGAAGAAUCUUAGUGUUUCUUUCACUGGCUUUCGGAAUAAUGCAGCUUUUCGUCAAGAUGGGCUUUAUUACAGCGUUGAUCUCAGCCAAGUGUUGCCCGAAUGGGUUAUAUUCGGAUUUUCAGGAGCUACGGGAGCUCUACAGCAGAAUAGUAAAGUUAGAGCUUGGACAUUUGAUAGCUCGAAUUUAGGAGGGGAUGAAGAUAGUGAUGUGCCACCAACCCCAAGCCCGGCUCCAGAUCUAGUGAAUGGAAAGAAUAGCAAUGUGGGCUUAAUUGUGGGUGUCGUAGUUGGAAUAUUGUGUGGUAUUACUCUUGUUGGUCUUCUUGUGUUUGCUUUGUGGUGGAAGAAGAAGAAGAAGAAGAAGAAGAAUAAAAACAAGGAAGAAGUAGAGGAAACUGGAUUUGAUGUUGAUUUGAACAAUGAAUAUCAAAUGGGUACUGGACCUAAAAGAUUUUCUUACCACGAAUUAGCUCAAUCAACAGAUAACUUUGCAGAGAAUAAGAAGCUUGGGGAGGGUGGUUUCGGUUCGGUUUACAGAGGUUUUUUGGAAGAUUCAAAUACAUAUGUUGCAGUCAAAAGGGUGUCAAAGAGUUCAAAACAAGGGAUCAAUGAGUAUGCAUCAGAAGUAAGGAUCAUUAGCCGACUAAGGCACAGAAAUCUGGUGCAACUUAUGGGUUGGUGUCACGAGAAAGGGAAUCUCUUACUUGUUUACCACUAUAUGGAAAAUGGAAGCUUAGAUUCUCAUCUCUUUAAAGGGAAAAGCUUGUUGACAUGGGGAACAAGGUACAAAAUUGCUAAUGGUUUGGCUUCUGCUUUGUUGUAUCUACAUGAAGAAUGGGAGCAAUGUAUAUUACAUAGAGAUAUUAAAUCAAGUAAUGUGAUGCUGGACUCGAAUUUUAAUGCAAAGCUUGGCGAUUUUGGAUUAGCUAAGUUGGUUGACCACGAGAAAGGUGGGCAAACAACAAAGUUGGCUGGUACCUUGGGUUACAUGGCUCCUGAGUGCGCAAUGACUGGCAAGGCAACCAAAGAAUCAGAUGUUUUUAGUUUCGGAGUUGUUGUGUUGGAAAUAGUGUGUGGGAGGAAACCCAUUGACUACAAGGCUCAAGAAAAUAAAAUAUGGCUAUUAGAAUGGAUUUGGGAGCUCUAUGGGGCCGAUACCCUUUUGGAAGCAGUAGAUCCACGUCUAGGUUCAGACUUCGAUGAAGAAGAAAUCAAACAUUUGAUGAUCAUUGGGUUAUGGUGUGUACACCCUGAUUCUGAAGUUCGUCCAUCUAUGAGACAAGUUAUUCAAGUGUUGAACGAUGAAUCCCCCCUUCCAAUACUCCCCACAAAGAUGGCUGUUUCGUCUUACUGGAAGCCUUCCGUGGUCGAUAACCAUUCAUCAGCUAUGAUCUCUAAUAGGGAUUCCUCAAACCAGUCACUAUUUGUUGGUCGUUAAAUUCCUGUGUUGACAACCUUUUCAAAUCUCAACGAAGUCUGUUUGACAUGCGUUAUUAGUAUUCAAUAAAUCGUUGUUUUCUAUAAGUAAGAUCAAUUACUAGGUGUGAGUAAGUUUAUUAUAUCUCAAAGUGUUUACACAAUGAACUUUUAUACAUACAUAUAUUUAUUAUAGCUUAAAGUGUUUAAACAGUAAUUUUUUAUGUA
Helianthus annuus (common sunflower) is the source of this 2241-nucleotide messenger RNA. RefSeq names its product L-type lectin-domain containing receptor kinase IX.1. Gene Ontology annotation, molecular function: carbohydrate binding; ATP binding; protein kinase activity. Gene Ontology annotation, biological process: protein phosphorylation. The coding region runs from base 17 to 2035 and encodes 672 amino acids. The transcript has a single exon. The record is from RefSeq and is a predicted model, not a curated record. Gene Ontology annotation, cellular component: plasma membrane. NCBI's taxonomy places the organism in Eukaryota, Viridiplantae, Streptophyta, Magnoliopsida, Asterales, Asteraceae.